AAGCUACCUGCCUCAGUUUCCCCAAGCCCGCGAUGAGACUGCCAGCGUCAGCACGAUCAGUAGUACCAGCCUGGAGUCUGAGGCUCGGGGUAAACUGAGGCACUCGAGGCGCGCGAAAGAUCCGCCUCCUAAGAGACAUUUAAUCUGGGGGGAUUUGCAGGAAACUUCUAAAUUAAGGGCAGCGGCUGCCGCAGCUGAGGGGGGGGAGACCCAGGUCCUUGCACCCGGGCAGCUGCCGUGAGCUCACGCCCUGAAAUAGCCCCAGGGGCCCAAGCCACAGCUGCCACUGGACCCAGCUGUCACUCAAAGGAAGCGAAGAGCCCCCCGGCCCAAGGGUCCCUUCCCCUCUAGACAGCCCAUGGUUUUCCCAGCCCCGAUGGGCUAAUAUUCCCUUCCGACGGCAGGCUGGGAGGAAAGCAGGCAGGGGCGGUACCCCAGGGGGCGGACCCGAGGAGGUAGGCGCAUCCCCCAACCGGGCAGUACUUCUGCCCCUACAAGGUUUGGGCCGCGGUGGGGGAGGGUCCUGGUCCCCCGGCUCCGCCUGGUCCCUCCCUGCCUUUUAGGCGCCCGCACGCCUGGGACAUCCCAGUCCUGCUCGGUCCUCCUGAGCUGGUCCCCCUGCGGCGAGUCCUCGCAGCCAACCUAGUCCACCCAGUCCUUACCGCCCGCCGGCCGACCCGCCCCCCACCGCAGCCAUGGACGCCAUCAAGAAGAAGAUGCAGAUGCUGAAGUUGGAUAAGGAGAACGCCAUCGACCGCGCGGAGCAGGCCGAAGCUGACAAGAAGCAAGCUGAGGACCGCUGCAAGCAGCUUGAGGAGGAGCAGCAGGCUCUCCAGAAGAAGCUGAAGGGGACAGAGGAUGAGGUGGAGAAGUAUUCUGAGUCCGUGAAGGAUGCCCAGGAGAAACUGGAGCAGGCUGAGAAGAAGGCCACCGAUGCUGAGGCAGAUGUGGCCUCCCUGAACCGCCGCAUUCAGCUGGUAGAGGAGGAGCUGGACCGAGCUCAGGAGCGCCUGGCUACAGCCCUGCAGAAGCUGGAAGAGGCUGAGAAGGCAGCUGAUGAGAGCGAGAGAGGAAUGAAGGUCAUUGAGAACCGGGCCAUGAAGGAUGAGGAAAAGAUGGAGCUGCAGGAGAUGCAGCUGAAGGAGGCCAAGCACAUCGCCGAGGACUCAGAUCGCAAAUAUGAGGAGGUGGCCAGGAAGCUGGUGAUCCUGGAAGGAGAGCUGGAGCGCUCAGAAGAGAGGGCGGAGGUGGCUGAGAGUAAAUGUGGGGACCUAGAGGAGGAGCUGAAAAUUGUUACCAACAACUUGAAAUCCCUGGAGGCCCAAGCGGACAAGUACUCCACCAAAGAAGAUAAAUACGAAGAGGAGAUCAAACUGCUGGAGGAGAAGUUGAAGGAGGCUGAGACCCGAGCAGAGUUUGCUGAAAGGUCUGUGGCGAAAUUGGAGAAAACAAUUGAUGACUUGGAAGACGAGGUCUAUGCACAGAAGAUGAAGUACAAGGCCAUCAGUGAGGAGCUGGACAACGCACUCAAUGACAUCACCUCCCUCUGAGCCCACACCAGUGUGGCCACUGCGGACCCUCUUCUCUCCCCUUUCUCUGUUCUCUCCAUGGGGAGGGAGAAGGCAGAAGGAGCACAAAUUAGCAACACAGCCAGGCUGGGGGCAGCCUAGGGAGAGCUCCCGACACUCCUAUCACCCACUCUGACUCUGGCUUCAUCCUUUACCUAGCCACCACCCACUGCCCUCCACCCCCUUCUGCUGCCUAAUAAAUUCUGAACUUGG
Jaculus jaculus (lesser Egyptian jerboa) is the source of this 1781-nucleotide messenger RNA. It is a transcript of the gene Tpm2, whose product is annotated as tropomyosin 2. The transcript is spliced from 9 exons. Gene Ontology annotation, cellular component: actin filament. NCBI's taxonomy places the organism in Eukaryota, Metazoa, Chordata, Mammalia, Rodentia, Dipodidae. Gene Ontology annotation, biological process: muscle contraction; actin filament organization. The coding region runs from base 696 to 1550 and encodes 284 amino acids. Gene Ontology annotation, molecular function: actin filament binding. The record is from RefSeq and is a predicted model, not a curated record.